AUGGCGAAUCCAAAUCCAUACGUCAGCCUCGAUGACUUCAAAAUUAGUCGUCGCCAAUACAAUCCCAAGACAAAACGCUCUGAACCGAUUCCUAUACCCCCCGAAUGGGAGAGGAAAGUGAAAGCUCCACCUGAAGCGCCACCUGGGGCAGAGAAUGAAUGGCCCCCUAGGGAUGUGUGGUUGAGUCAGUUCGAGAGUGAUGACCAAAAUAGGGUAACAUGGAUUCCGCCCCAGUGGCGGAAGGGGAUAUACUAUCCCGGGAGAGAUUGUACCCAACCAGACGACCCAGACUGGGAGAAGAAGCACCGAGACGAAGUCGAAAAACAACAGGAAAGGCUCGAUUUCCUUGAGUACGGAGACUUCAUGGAGGAGCUAGAUGUCAGACCACAGCAUGAGGACACUAUACGGAGAAUUUUAACAGCUGUCUGCAUGUGGAAGGACAAGCGCUUGAAGACCCACCCUCCACAUGAUGCUAUUACUGUGAUGAUGAAAAAUACUAUUAAGGAGUUUGUGAUGAAGUUGACUCUGUUGCAGUUGGCAAUGCGGAAUCAGCCAAAAAACGAAAAAGCUGACAGCAAGAACUGGAUGGCCUUUAAUGAAAGGUUUAAGCAUAUCAUGCACGAUUGGUGGGGAAUAAAGACUAAGUCGUUCGGGAAAACACCAGAGGAGUCUCGGGAGGAAAGAAGCAGAGAAUACCAGGAACAAUUAGCAGAAGAGUACAGAAGGUUUAAAGAGAGUCAGCAGUGA
This is a messenger RNA of Penicillium waksmanii, 747 nucleotides long. RefSeq lists its product as uncharacterized. The record is from RefSeq and is a predicted model, not a curated record. Lineage: Eukaryota; Fungi; Ascomycota; Eurotiomycetes; Eurotiales; Aspergillaceae. The coding region runs from base 1 to 747 and encodes 248 amino acids. The transcript is spliced from 2 exons.